AUGAGUGAACCAUUCACCCUAAGACACCAUUCCCAGCGCCGCAGCUGCCUGCUCUGUCGCUCACGGAAGGUCAAAUGUGACCGACAGCAACCAUGUGGGGGCUGCAUUCGGGCUGCCUCCACCUGCAUUUAUCCCAGUGGGACGGGGCGCGCCCCAAAGCGGCCGCAGCAAUCCACGAACAACUCGGCGGUGCUGACAAGACUUGACCGGCUGGAAAGCAUCAUUAGACAGCUGGAAAGCCAACAAACCCAGCAACAAGAGCCCUUGGACCCGUCCACUGCUGCUCUGCCACCCCAAGGGGACCAGCGAAAUGGUCGUCUUGCUAUUGACAGCACCUCCAGUGUCUAUGUGAGCAACGUGCUAUGGGCUAGUCUGGGCGAUGAGAUUGAAGAACUGCGGGAUUUGCUACAUGUAUCGCCCUCGAAUAAUGAUGACGACGAGGAUGCGGGUUGGCAGGAAGAAACGUUUGAAAAGGAGGAACCAGUCGGUACAGUCGGGUUGAAUGCCGCCAUCAUGGGCUUCAGGUCGCUCGCUCACUCACUGCGAGACUACCAUCCGUCCAUCUCUCAAUCGGUCGCUCUGUUUGAGAUUUUUCACACCAAUGUCGCUCCCCUGGUGAAGAUCUUCCACAUGCCGACCCUCACGAAGCUCUUCUGGGACGCGGUCGCCUCGCUUGACGCCCUCGAUUGCAACACGGAGGCCCUCUUGUUUGCCAUUUACUAUGCUGCUAUCAUCAGUACUACUGACCAGAACCAAUGCCCUCUUGGCCUAUCUCGACACCAGGCUCUUCAUACGUAUCGCUUUGCCGUCGAGCAGGCCUUCGCCCGCGCCGAUCUGCUAAAUACCCAGAACAUGAUCUUGUUGCAGGCGGCGGCCCUGUUUCUUUGUGCCCUGCGCAACGAAGAUGACUCCCGAACAGUCUGGUCGCUCACAGCCUUGAUUGUGCAUAUUGCCCAAGCUAUGGGUCUCCAUCGCGACGGCGCAGCUUUUGGCUUACGGCCCCUCGAGACCGAACUGCGACGGCGACUGUGGUGGUUUAUCGUCGGCCUCGACCAGCGCUCGUCCGAAUAUCACGGUUACGAACCUAUUGUAUCCGAGUCGUCCUUUGAUACCCGGCUGCCGUUGAAUAUUAAUGAUUCUGAUCUGACGGCGGACCUGGUUGAGCCGCCGACCGAGCGAGACGGCGCCACAGAAAUGACGCUGAGCCUGAUUGGUUGGGAAUCCAUCCCCAUCGUGCGCAAGGUCAGCUUCAUUCCACCGCAUCGCCGUCAGGCAAGGACAACCAGCAGUGCACCAAUCACCGAGUUGUCAUUGCUCGAACGGGUGGCACUGGCCGAGCAGCUCCAGAGCCGCCUUGAGACUCGCUACCUGGCGUAUUGCAAUCCCGACGAACCCUUCCUCUUUGUCUCAGCUACCGUGGCGCGGCUGAUCAUCGCCCGCGUAUUGCUGAUGGUCCACUAUCCUCGCAAGCGGAUGGAUAGUAGUAAUGAAGAAUCAACGGCCCCGCUGCAGGCAAGUCUGCGGGAUAAGAGUUUUCUCCUCGCCCUCGAGAUCCUGGAGCUCUCCUGCUCCGCCCUAUGCAAUCCGAAUAUCGCUCACUGGGCCUGGAGAUCCGAUACUUACUCCCAGUGGCACGCAGUCGCGCUGGUCCUAUCAGAGAUCUGUACUCGGCCCCCUUGCCCGGAUUGCGACAGGGCGUGGGCAGCAGUAGAGAUUCUCUAUGACCGCUGGCGCAUGAAGGAGCACGCGCGCAAGGGCACGUUGUGGAAGCCUAUCGGGCGGUUGAUGGCCAAGGCGCGUUAUGUCCGUGAAAUGCAGUCGGUGGACAGAGGCUGCUCUACUGGGGGUUCGUCAGUGAUGGAAGCGAGCCCUAACCUCCCACAAGUUGCCCAUCACAGCAAUGUCACGACGACGCUGGAUCCGCUGGCUGAUAUCUUCUCUCUGGCACCCUUUACGGAGAUGGAUCCUAGUUUAGACGAUCUUUUUCUUGUGGGCGAUGACUUUGUCCAGGUAGAUAUGCGGACUGGCUUCUAG
This is a messenger RNA of Aspergillus pseudoviridinutans, 2034 nucleotides long. RefSeq names its product putative C6 transcription factor. Gene Ontology annotation, biological process: regulation of DNA-templated transcription; DNA-templated transcription. Bases 1 to 2034 code for a protein of 677 amino acids. Lineage: Eukaryota; Fungi; Ascomycota; Eurotiomycetes; Eurotiales; Aspergillaceae. The record is from RefSeq and is a predicted model, not a curated record. The transcript has 2 exons. Gene Ontology annotation, molecular function: DNA binding; zinc ion binding; DNA-binding transcription factor activity, RNA polymerase II-specific.